AUGAAAGCAAAGAUCAAAGCUGAGUCAAAUAUAAUUUGGAAAAUCCAAGCAGGCAACUCUAGUUUUUGGUGGGAUAACUGGACUGGUAAAGGUGCAUUGUCCACGGUCAUUCAAGUACUUGGCAAAUCUCCCAAGCUUCUUGUUAACAACUUUAUUCAUGAUGGAGCCUGGGACACUAACAAAUUAGCAGACAUAAUUCAUAUUCACCUUUUGGAAACUGUUACCCAUGUUGGUAUUGGCAAUCAAAAUCUUAGCGACUUCCCAAUUUGGAAUAUAGUCGAGGAUGGCCAUUUCAAUAAUAACUCGGCUUGGAUUUCAGUUGAAACAAUGAACAUGUUUUCAUUGGAAGUGUGCAGCAAAAUUCACAUGGAAUACAGUUGGCAUCUACUGGGGAUAAAGCAUCAAACGGAACAUGUGUUGGCCACCUUCAAAAGGUGGUGGGAAACAAGCUCCAAGAACAAGAAGAAGCUCCAACUCAACAUAAUAGUACAUCAAGCAAUCUGGAAUAUCAAAGUUGCCAUCUUGAAACUUAUACCAACUUGGGACAACCAGUACCUUUGGCCAGCACUCUGUCAGAGAAUUGAAAGAUUGAAACCAAUUCAAAGUUGGAAACAAGUUCUAUGGUCGACACCAAAUCAUGGAGGUAUCAAAGUUAUUACCAAUGGCAGCUACAUCAGAGAAAGAAAUAAAGCUGGAACGGGAGGUAUCGUAAGAGAUAGCCAUGGUGAUCUGAUCAUGGCAUUCUCGAUGACAGUUCAUUAUGGUAAUAACAAUAUCGCGGAAACACUUGCUGCAGAGUUUGAAAUAAAAAGGGACACCAACAAUUUGAAAAUCAAGCAAGUGAUUGACAGAAUGCUGAGCAUCAUACAACAAGCUAAUGUGAGGGUGAACCAUUGCUUCAGAGAAGACAAUCAAGUUGCAGAUUGCCUUGCGAAGUUGCCUUCUACCUUGGGCAAUAGUAUGACUAUCAACUCAUAUCAACAGCUACCUAGAAGCACUAAAGGCUACUUGUUUUUAGAUUAG
This is a messenger RNA of Nicotiana attenuata, 1023 nucleotides long. RefSeq lists its product as uncharacterized. Lineage: Eukaryota; Viridiplantae; Streptophyta; Magnoliopsida; Solanales; Solanaceae. Bases 1 to 1023 code for a protein of 340 amino acids. The transcript has 4 exons. The record is from RefSeq and is a predicted model, not a curated record.